UUGCAGCGUGUUGCAGCCGACUGCGCGUCGCUCAUUCAUCUUCCUUCAUGUCGCCGUGUGUUUAUCUCACGCACUUUUCGCCCUGAACUGUUUCCGCCUCACUUGAAAUCUGUUGUUUGCAAUCUGCAAUUUGCAAACAUCACACACUUCAAUGGAGAAGGCCAGCGGCUUCUCGUCGGACCGGACCGUCCUCUGCCUGUUUGACGUGGACGGUACUUUGACUCGGCCCAGAGAGAAAAUCGAUCCACAGCUGGACGAGUUCUUCCAGACGCUGAGGAGGAAAGUGAAGAUCGGCAUCGUGGGAGGGUCCGACUACUCCAAGAUCGCGGAGCAGCUCGGGGAGGGGGAUGAAGUGAUACACAAGUUUGACUACGUGUUUGCUGAGAACGGGACAGUUCAGUUCAAAGACGGGAAACUCCUCUCAAAGCAUGCCAUUCAGAACCACAUUGGAGAGGAGCUGCUGCAGGACCUGAUAAACUUCUGCCUCAGGUACAUGGGGCUCAUCAAGCUGCCCAAGAAAAGGGGGACCUUCAUCGAGUUCAGGAAUGGAAUGCUGAACAUUUCUCCCAUCGGUCGGAGCUGCACACAAGAGGAGCGGAUCGAGUUCUCCGAGAUCGACAAGAGAGAGAAGAUCAGGGAGAAGUUUGUUGCUGCACUGAAGGAGGAGUUUGCUGGAAAAGGACUGAGGUUCACAAAAGGAGGCCUGAUCAGCUUUGACAUCUUUCCGGAGGGAUGGGACAAGAGACUGUGUCUAGAGCGUCUGGAGAGCGAGGGACUGGACGCCAUCUACUUCUUUGGCAACGAGACCACAGACGGAGGAAACGACUAUGAGAUCUUCAACGACCCGCGAACCAUCGGGUUCACGGUUUUCUGCCCGGAGGACACGGCGAGGCUCUGUCAGGAACUGUUCCUCGCUCCUCCACACGAGUCCUGACGACGCCGGGAAGCGCCUGCCCCUCGGCCUCCACCCUGACCUCUGACCUCUGACCUCUGGGCAACAAGCACCUUAACCUGCUGCACGCAGAGCGUUUGGACUAACUUUAAAAAAAGGAAGUAAAUUGUUUGUGUUGAUGUGUUAAACAAUGUGCCAAAUGAGAUGAAGAGGAUUUUAUAGACGAAGGCGACAGACCCAUGUUUUGUGCUAAUGUUGAUGAUUUUAACCAGGAUGUGAGAACGUCCUUAAACACUAACAGCAGGUCUUUUUAAACCCAGAUGUGAUUUUAAUGACGUCUUAACGAAGACGUGGACCAGUUUUCCUUUUAAGUCCCUGAUUGUGUAGAUGCCACGUGUCUUAACCAUGUUUGUUGAAUAAGAUGAAGGCUUAUCAUGUUUCUAUUUGAAGCCGAACCAGUGACUCACCGUCGGCUCCUUCUUGUUGGUUUUGUCAGAUUUUUUCAAUAAGGAAAACGAGGCUGUGUGAACUGGACUCACGGUUCUGAAGGCGGGUACUGUAGCCGUAAGCGCUCCGUCACAGCUGAAGCUGGAACAUGUUGAUCACUCUGUCACAAUAAAUUAUUUCAUGCCUUCA
Betta splendens (Siamese fighting fish) is the source of this 1528-nucleotide messenger RNA. It is a transcript of the gene pmm1, whose product is annotated as phosphomannomutase 1. Gene Ontology annotation, biological process: GDP-mannose biosynthetic process; mannose metabolic process; protein N-linked glycosylation. Gene Ontology annotation, molecular function: phosphomannomutase activity. The transcript has 8 exons. Gene Ontology annotation, cellular component: cytosol. Lineage: Eukaryota; Metazoa; Chordata; Actinopteri; Anabantiformes; Osphronemidae. The record is from RefSeq and is a predicted model, not a curated record. Bases 152 to 934 code for a protein of 260 amino acids.